Phodopus roborovskii (desert hamster) is the source of this 4216-nucleotide messenger RNA. RefSeq names its product ADAM metallopeptidase with thrombospondin type 1 motif 14 (gene Adamts14). Gene Ontology annotation, biological process: proteolysis; extracellular matrix organization. The transcript has 22 exons. The coding region runs from base 174 to 3785 and encodes 1203 amino acids. Gene Ontology annotation, cellular component: extracellular matrix. The record is from RefSeq and is a predicted model, not a curated record. NCBI's taxonomy places the organism in Eukaryota, Metazoa, Chordata, Mammalia, Rodentia, Cricetidae. Gene Ontology annotation, molecular function: metalloendopeptidase activity.
CGGUCUCGCCGAGUCCUGGCCGCUCCGGACAGCACGGGCGGACAGAGUGGCUGCAGCUGGAGCCAGCAGUGCGGGCGGGAGCGGGCGGGCAGGAGGCGGAGGCUGCCUGCUGGUCUGCGAUCCGGCAGUCCCGGGACUCGGGCGCCUGCCCGUCGCAGUCCCCGUGCGGCCACAUGGCUCGGCUCUGCGCGCUGCUGCCCUGCCUGCUACUUUGGUACUGCACUCUCUGCGCCGCCGUGGGCAGUCAGACCCCAGACCUGCACCUCUCUGGGAAACUCCGUGACUACGUUGUGACUGUUCCCUACAGCACAGAUUUUCGGGGGCGCUUCUUGUCCCAUGUGGUUUCUGCCCCUACAGCAGCCUCUUCACAUAGCCACCUCCGCGUGGCUCGAAGCCCCCCAAGACUGGAAAGAGAGACUCUGAGGCCUGGUGGUCCAAGGCAUGGCUUCCUCUACUUCAAUGUGACUGUCUUUGGGAAGCUGCUUCACUUGAGCCUGCAGCUCAACCGGAGGUUGGUGGCACCGGGGGCCCCAGUGGAGUGGCAAGAGGACUUCCAGGAACUGUUGCGACAACCCUUGCAGCAGGAGUGUGUGUACACUGGAGGUGUCACUGGAAUGCCUGGGGCAGCUGUUGCCAUUAGCAACUGUGAUGGAUUGGCUGGCCUCAUCCGCACAGACAGCUCCGACUACUUCAUCGAGCCUCUGGAGAGAGGGCAGCAGGAGAAGGAGGCUGGUGGGAGGACACACGUGGUAUACCGCCGGGAAGCUGUCCAGCAGGAGUGGGCAGAGCCUCAUGGGGAUCUUCACAAUGAAGCCUUUGGCCUUGGUGACCUUCCCAACGUGCUGAAUCUGGUUGGGGACCAGCUGGGUGACACAGAGCGGAAGAGGCGACAUGCCAAGCCUGGAAGUUACAGCAUCGAGGUGCUGCUGGCAGUAGAUGACUCGGUGGUUCGCUUCCAUGGCAAGGAGCACAUACAGAACUACGUCCUCACACUCAUGAACAUCGUGGAUGAGAUUUAUCACGAUGAAUCACUGGGGGCCCAUGUGAACAUCGCCCUUGUCCGCUUGAUCAUGGUGGGCUACCGACAGUCCCUGAGCCUGAUCGAGCGAGGGAACCCAGCACGCAGUCUGGAGCAGGUGUGUCGCUGGGCACACUCCCAGCAGCGCCAGGACCCUAGCCACACUGAACACCAUGACCACGUCAUCUUCCUCACCCGCCAGAACUUCGGUCCCUCAGGGUAUGCCCCUGUCACUGGUAUGUGCCACCCCCUAAGAAGCUGUGCCCUCAACCACGAGGAUGGCUUCUCUUCAGCUUUUGUGGUGGCUCAUGAGACUGGUCACGUGCUUGGCAUGGAGCACGAUGGCCAGGGGAAUGGCUGUGACGAUGAGACCAGCCUGGGCAGUGUCAUGGCGCCUUUGGUGCAGGCUGCCUUCCACCGUUUCCAUUGGUCCCGCUGCAGCAAAUUGGAGCUCAGCCGCUACCUCCCUUCCUACGACUGCCUCCUUGAUGACCCCUUUGAGCGUACCUGGCCCCAGCCCCCGGAACUGCCUGGGAUCGACUACUCCAUGGAUGAGCAGUGCCGUUUUGACUUCGGCACUGGGUACCACACCUGUUUGGCUUUCAGGACCUUUGAGCCCUGCAAGCAGCUGUGGUGCAGCCAUCCCGACAACCCAUACUUCUGCAAGACCAAGAAGGGGCCCCCGCUGGAUGGGACAGAGUGUGCACCCGGCAAGUGGUGCUUCAAAGGUCACUGUAUCUGGAAGUCACCAGAGCAAACGUAUGGUCAGGAUGGAGGCUGGAGUUCCUGGACCAAAUUUGGCUCAUGUUCUCGGUCAUGCGGAGGUGGAGUACGAUCGCGAAGCCGGAGCUGCGACAACCCUCCUCCAGCCUAUGGAGGCCGUCCAUGCACAGGACCCAUGUUUGAGUACCAGAUCUGCAACAGUGAGGAUUGUCCUGGGCCCUAUGAGGACUUCCGGGCCCAGCAGUGUGCCAAGCGCAAUUCCUACUAUAUCCACCAGAAUGUCAAGCACAGCUGGCUCCCGUACGAGCCUGACGAUGAUGCCCAGAAAUGCGAGCUCAUUUGCCAGUCUGCAGACACUGGAGAUGUGGUAUUUAUGAACCAAGUGGUCCAUGAUGGGACGCGCUGCAGCUAUCGGGACCCUUAUAGUGUCUGUGCACGCGGCGAGUGUGUGCCCUUUGGUUGUGACAAAGAAGUGGGAUCCAUGAAGGCAGAUGACAAGUGUGGUGUCUGCGGUGGGGACAACUCUCACUGCAGGACUGUGAAGGGGACCCUGGGGAAGGCCACUAAGCAGGCAGCAGCUCUCAAACAGGUGCAGAUCCCAGCAGGUGCCAGGCACAUUCAGAUUGAGUUGCUGGAGAAGGUGCCCCACCGCAUUGCUGUGAAGAACCAGGUGACCGGAAGCUUCAUUCUCAACCCCAAGGGCAAGGAAGCCUCUAGCAGGGCCUUCACUGCACUGGGCCUGGAGUGGGAGCAUGCAGCAGAGGACACCAAGGACAGCCUUAAGACCAGUGGGCCCCUGCCUGAAGCCAUCGCCGUGCUGGUGCUUCCCCCAGCUGAGGGUAAACCCCGAGGGAGCCUGGCCUACAAGUAUGUCAUCCACGAGGACCUGCUGCCCCUCAUUGGGAGCAAUAAUGUGCUCCUGGAAGAGACGGACACCUAUGAGUGGGCUCUCAAGAGCUGGUCUCCUUGCAGCAAGGCCUGUGGAGGAGGAAUCCAGUUCACUAAAUAUGGCUGCCGGCGCCGCCGGGACCACCACAUGGUACAGCGGCACCUGUGUGACCACAAAAAGAGGCCCAAGCCUAUUCGGCGGCGUUGUAACCAGCACCCGUGUCCCCAGCCCACGUGGGUGGCAGAAGAGUGGAGUGCCUGCAGUCGGACCUGUGGGAAGCUGGGGCUGCAGACUCGGGGGGUGCAGUGCCUACUGCCCCUCUUCAACGGCAGCCACAAGGCCAUGCCAGCCAAGGCUUGCCUAGGUAACCGGCCAGAGGCCAAGAGGCCGUGCCUCCGUGUACCCUGCCCAGCCCAGUGGCGGACAGGAGCCUGGUCCCAGUGCUCUGCCACCUGUGGAGAAGGCAUCCAGCAACGGCAGGUGGUAUGCAGGAACAUCUCCAAUACCCUUGGGCAGUGCGAGGGGGUCAAGCCAGACACUGUGCAGGUCUGCAGCCUGCCUGCCUGUGGAGAAGAUCUUCAGAACUCUACGGGGAAGGCUGAUGUCUAUGAGCGUGUGACCGAAGUGGGACCCUGGGAACCACAAUACAGGCCCCUAACGCCCACGAACAGGAUUUCAGCAACGGAACACUGUGUGGGAGACAGGUCCAUCUUCUGUCGGAUGAAAGUACUGGACCGCUACUGCAGCAUCCCUGGCUAUCACCGGCUGUGCUGUGAGUCUUGCACCAAGAAGGCCUCAAGCCCCAAUGCCAGCCUGUCCUCACUACCCACCUUCUCCAUUCCUGGGAGUCCCUUGACAGAACCCAAGGCCACCCAGGAAGAUGUGGAGUCUACAGGGGUGCCGACCAGAGUGGAAGACCAUCGUCAAAGCCAUCCCACACAGCUACCAGGGCUGGUGGACAGGAUCUCCUCGGGGACACAGCAUCCCUUCACCCCCCAGAUGCUAAGCCCUAGCACAUUUGAGGGCAAUUCUGCCACCCCACCAUUUUCAGGCUGGACCCAAACAGAUGAGCCAGCCUCUGCGGGCCAAGGACAGUCCAGGGAGGAACCGGGACAUAGAGGCACCAGCUUUCCUGCUACCUCCCUGGUGACUUGAACCCAUCAUCCCUCUGGUCAUGUUUACACUCUGCUUGUGGUCCCAGUGACCCUGCUCAGAGGACUCAAACACAGGGGACAGGAAGUAGCACAGGUUUCCUUUUAAAUUAUUUGCCCUCUUGUUCUGUUUGGGGCUGUGAUGCUCUUGACCCCAUGACAGGGUUGGGGGAAGAGAGAUCAGGGAAUUCCCUAACCAGAAAUACCUCAGCCAGCAGGGCUCAGGCUCCACCUCCAAGUGGCUCCUGAGAUCCCUUCCUCCAAGCUCAAUAAAGCACCUUCCCACAGACAAGCCAUGGGGGGUGGGCAGUGUGAAGCUCAUGCAGGGGCCUGUCAGAGAUGCUUGCUUGUCCCUGACUUUGACUACCAGAGAGACCUACCUGCACAGCCCCCUCCUCACAAAGGUAAAAUGGGGUAGAGGCUGGGAGAGGUGGG